UUAAUUAAUUAAUUUAAUUUUAAAAAAAAAUAAAAAAAAAACGUUGCUGCUCAACUCAAAAGCCAAUUUUCAUAAGCACUUUAUGCACUGGCCCGAAACGUAUUGAAUAUAUAUAUAUAUUUGUAUUGCUUUGAUUUUAUAUUUCAUUUCAGUUCUUAUUUGCUGUGUUUGUCUUCUGCUCUAGUGCUUUUUUCACUACCAAUACUCCCUAAAAGUAAAUUCCCUUUACCUCCUAAAAUUCUAGAGACUACUUGAGUACUUUCUUGGUUUUAGAUUUUAGAUUCUGAGGAUCAUCAUAACACACUAAUUAUUACUUAGUUAUUUAUUCAUUUAUUCAUUUAUUCAUCCAUAGACUCAUCAUAGAUAUUUUUUUUAUAAAGUUGAUUAAUUGUAAUCAUUGUAAUUCCUUAAUAAUAUAUCUAAAUCAAUAUAAAUAUCAAUGUCAAGAUUCCUUAAGUCAACCUUAGGUAAAAUUACUAUUUCUUCUGGAGCUCUUGUUGGUGCUACUAUUGUUUAUUUAGAUUUCAUAAAACCGGCUUAUCCUUCCAAUUUAGUAGAUACUUAUUCUCCAUUAAAGAAACCAUUAGUAAAAGCUCCUACUAGAUCUCAAUUAUUAGAUAACUUAUCAUCUACUAAAAAAUUCGAUGUAAUUAUUAUUGGUGGUGGAGCUGUAGGAACUGGUACAGCUGUUGAUGCUGCUACUAGAGGUCUUAAUGUAUGUCUUUUAGAAAAGACUGAUUUUGCAGCUGGAACUUCAUCCAAAUCAACUAAAAUGGCUCAUGGUGGUGUUAGAUAUUUAGAAAAGGCUAUUUUUCAAUUAUCUAAAGCACAAUUAGAUCUUGUUAUUGAAGCACUUAAUGAAAGAGGUAAUAUGCUUAGAACUGCUCCUCAUUUAUGUUCAGUAUUACCAAUUAUGAUUCCUGUUUAUAAAUGGUGGCAAGUUCCUUACUUUUUUGUUGGAUGCAAAAUGUAUGAUUGGUUUGCUGGUUAUCAAAAUUUAAGAACUUCAACUAUUUUCUCUCGUGAAUAUACUAAUGCUGUUGCUCCUAUGAUUGAUGAUGCUAAUUUAAAGGCUACUUGUGUUUAUCAUGAUGGAUCUUUUAAUGAUGCUCGUUAUAAUGCUACACUUGCUGUUACUGCUAUAGAAAAUGGUGCUACUGUUUUAAAUUAUUUUAAUGUUGAACAAUUGCUUAAAGAUUCUCAAGGUAAAUUAAUUGGUGUUAAGGCUCAAGAUCUUGAAACUGGUAAAUCUUAUACUAUUAAUGCUACUUCUGUUGUUAAUGCUACUGGACCAUUUGCUGAUGCUAUUUUAGAAAUGGAUGAGGAUGCUCAAGGUUUACCUCCAAAAACUGCUAUUCCACCUCGUAUGGUUGUUCCAUCAAGUGGUGUACAUAUUGUUUUACCAGAAUAUUAUUGUCCUAAAGAUAUUGGAUUAUUAGAUCCUGCCACUUCUGAUGGUAGAGUUAUGUUUUUCUUACCAUGGCAAGGAAAAGUUUUGGCUGGAACUACUGAUCAUGCUUUAAAAUCUGUCCCUGAAAAUCCAGUUGCAACUGAACAAGAUAUUGAAGAUAUUUUGAAAGAAUUACAAAAAUAUCUUGUAUUUAAAGUAUCUAAAGAUGACGUUUUAAGUGCUUGGUGUGGAAUUAGACCUUUAGUUAGAGAUCCAAAAAAUAUUCCAAAAGGAGCUGAUUUAACAGGUGCUACUGAAGGUAUUGUUCGUUCUCAUUUAAUUACUAAAACUGAUUCUGACUUGAUAACCAUUAGCGGUGGGAAAUGGACUACUUAUAGAGAAAUGGCUCAAGAAACUGUUGAUACUUUAUUGAAAAACUUUCAAUUUGAUAAUGCAUCUUCAUUAAAACCUUGUCAAACCAAUGAAAUUUUAUUAGCAGGUGGUGAAGAUUAUUCUAAGAAUUAUAUUUCAAGAUUGAUUCAUGAAUAUAAUAUUCCUUAUAAAUUAGCUCAUCAUUUAUCAACUAACUAUGGAUCUCGUGCUCCGUUAGUAUUGGAUCUUUAUUUCCAAUCUGAUUUUAAUAAAUUACCUAUUACUUUGGCUCAUGAUAAAGUAAUUAAACCAUCUACAACAUCCAAUACCGGUAAUUUUGAUUUAUAUCAAAGUGCUGAUGAACCAUUCACAGUAGCUGAAUUAAAAUAUUCAAUUCAUCAUGAAUAUGCUAGAACACCACUUGAUUUCUUAGCUAGAAGAACUAGAUUAGCCUUUUUAAAUGCUAAAGAAGCUCUUGCAGCUAUUGAUGGUGUAUCAGAAAUUAUGAAAUCAGAACUUAAAUGGUCAGACGCUACUACUAAGAAAUUAAAAGCUGAUGCUAUUGAAUAUAUUUCUCAAAUGACUCCAAUCUCUGUUGCUAAGGAAAAGGCAAUUGUUGAAGCUUCAACUGCCAUUGAUAAUGGUACUACUGUAACUACUGUCGUUGCAUAAUUGUGAUGAUUAAUAAUGUUUUAGAUGACCUCCCCAUGUGUCCCAAGUAUUUCUUUCUAGCUUAAUUUUCUUUUCUUUUCUUUUCUUUUCCUUUCUUUUAUUAAUUUUAUUUUAAUUUUAAUUUUAAUUUUAUUUGUUAGUCCAAAUUAAUAUAGAUCUGUAAUAUCUACAA
Scheffersomyces amazonensis is the source of this 2606-nucleotide messenger RNA. It is a transcript of the gene GUT2, whose product is annotated as glycerol-3-phosphate dehydrogenase. The transcript has a single exon. Gene Ontology annotation, biological process: glycerol-3-phosphate metabolic process. The record is from RefSeq and is a predicted model, not a curated record. Gene Ontology annotation, molecular function: glycerol-3-phosphate dehydrogenase (quinone) activity. NCBI's taxonomy places the organism in Eukaryota, Fungi, Ascomycota, Pichiomycetes, Serinales, Debaryomycetaceae. Bases 440 to 2434 code for a protein of 664 amino acids. Gene Ontology annotation, cellular component: mitochondrion; glycerol-3-phosphate dehydrogenase (FAD) complex.